AUGAUACUUUGCCACGUUUCCAAUAUUGGAGCUCGUAGUGUAUUUAAACUGAUAGAUAUGGAUAAAAAAUACAAACUAGUUAAACCUAAUUCUGUAAUAAUUGAUUGUGGGGCAUCUCCUGUUGAUUUAUUGCCAAUUGAGAUGAUUCCAAAUGUGAAAAUAAUACAAGGAGAUUUUACAACAUUUGAAACACAAAAUAAAAUUAUAAAAAUGUUGGGUGAUAGAAAAGUUGAUGUUGUUUUGAGUGAUAUGUCGCCUAACUCUUCUGGUCAACAUUUUAUAGAUCAUGUUAGAUCAAUGGAAUUAUGCGAGUCCACUUUAAUUUUUGCUGAGCAAGUAUUGAAAUCUGAUGGAACUUUGCUUUGUAAGUUCUUGAUGGGAGGCGACGAGAAAGAAUUUAGAGAGAAAUUGAAAAGUAAAUUCAAAAAAGUUAUUCAUGAAAGACCAUUGGCUUCGCGUAAAGAAUCAACGGAAUUAUAUUAUGUUUGUCUAAAGUACAUUCAUUAA
Entrophospora sp. SA101 is the source of this 507-nucleotide messenger RNA. The record is from the annotation of a GenBank genome assembly. Lineage: Eukaryota; Fungi; Glomeromycota; Glomeromycetes; Entrophosporales; Entrophosporaceae.